Anthostomella pinea is the source of this 3294-nucleotide messenger RNA. Lineage: Eukaryota; Fungi; Ascomycota; Sordariomycetes; Xylariales; Xylariaceae. The record is from the annotation of a GenBank genome assembly.
AUGUCGGUCCAUAUACCCAACCACCAGGAGACGGCCCCCUCGUCGAGGGCCGACUCUGAGACUUUUCGUGCUUCAUCUGAUGUUUCUUCCCUUCGUCAAUCGUUUCCUGCCUACCCAGACUAUACCCAUCCCCUGGACGACGAGGACGACGUCGACCAAGUGCCUGCUCUGCCUAUUUCGAGUACGAGAAACACCAGGAAGCUUGUCAUCGACAGCUCCGUAGCCCUGCCGCCGGCCCACCCCAUUCGACGCAAGCCGCUGUCGUCAACCGCCUCACCCAUCGCCACUCGCUACUCGUCCGGCGAGUAUCUGGCCAUCGUGAAUCUACCCAGGCCGGACCACAGAUACGACCGCUCCUUCUCGGUCGAUAGCCCUACCGUCUACCAUUUUCCUCAGCCGCCCGCCUCGCCCAUGCCUCGGCUCAGUUGGGAGUCGCAAACAAAGCCACCGCCUGCUAACGAGAACGCCAACCAAGACAACAAAGAGGAAUCUCCCGUUCCUCGACAUUCGCUUGAUUCUGCAGCCUCCGAUCCGGCUGUCACAGCGGGUGAAGUCAAACACCCAAGCUUACGGGAUAGCAACCCUGCAGCUCUUCAAACAUCUGCGACUGCUGACCUGUCGCAAGACGACGGACAGACCCCAUAUGACGACCUGCUGUCCGACCAAGACGAGGAUCCACUGAGUGACCACAUUUUCGACGGGUACAACUCAGACUCGUCCGAUAAUUCUAAUCAUAAUAGUCCUAAUACUAUGUCGUUGCAUGUCACCCGCAAGGCCACACCACCACACUUGACCCUUAUACCGGACGACACUGUCCCAACUCCAACACACAGAAAUACCAUCAACACACCCGUCAAUACUGACAAGCCUCUGCCCAAAUCACCAACUUCGUCCCGCCUCGGCACCUUCUUCGGCUGGACAUCGUCGCCGUCCAACACCGAGACUUCAGACAAAGGCUAUUCGCCACUCCCGUCACCCUUCAACUUCUCCAAGUCCACCAGCGUUGCCGAUGCAUCCCCCGUUACUACAAUCGGACCACAUUCACUACUCGAGGCCCCCAAGGCGCAAUACGGCUCUCCAAACUCCAGGGACUACUGCGAAUCAUAUCUUGCUACGCCGCCAGCUACCGCGGCAGACACUGGUGACAUCGAAGAGAUGGAAGAUGAGCUGAAGGCCAUCUCGGCCGAAUUGGCAGCGUCCAUUCGGCGCGAGAUGGACCUAGAAGAUUUAGUCGACAGACUACAAACCGAGAGGGAUAAUCCUACCACCACUAUAAAUAAGAGGACAAGCGACUACUUCUCUGAUUCGGGAUAUAGCUCAGCCAAGUUCAGUGAAUACGAUCAGUCUAGAGAAGAGGUUGAAAAGAUACAGAGGAGAUCGGAGCAAGAGAAGGCGCAACUCAGGCUUGAGUUGACCGAUAAGCUCCAGGAUGAACGGUCCAAGAGACAAGAGAUGAGCGAGCAGAUUAAGGAGUUAUCCACGAAGGCCUCCCAAAUUGACCUCAGCCAGACGUCGAACGCUGAUGCCAGCGGCCGUGUGAAGGAGCUCGAGAUCACCUGCGAGACACUGCGACGGAAGCUCUCUGAAGAACGUCAAGUCAAGGAUAACUUCGAAGACUUGCUUUCGGCACUCAAGGGAGAGCUCCAAAAUGCUUCCAAUGAGCGCGACAACCUGCGCGACGAGAUCGUUCCUCAACUGCGCGCCCGCGUGGAAGGCCUCGAGGGCCAGGCUUCGGAAUUGGAGCAGAUGGCCUACGAGUCGACCAAGAUGCAGCAGGAAAUGCACAAUCUCAAAAGCGAGAACUCUGACUUGAAGCAGGCGCAGACGGCCUCGAUGGACAGCAUAUCGGAAGAAGCCGGACUCUCUGGAUCUCGGUUGUCGCGAUCCAACUCUCUCACAGGCCCACCUUCAUCCUUCAGGCUUCAACGGGCACCAACGUCAGGACUUACCAGAUCCAAGUCGGUCAAGACAACCGAGUCCAGGGACCAACUGUCCGAGCGGCUCAAGGAUGUCGAGGAGCAACGAAAUGCCUUGCACCGUGCUCUCAAGAACCUGCUCGAGAGACAAGAGCACCAGAACCGCGAGAAUGAUAAGAAGAUUCGAGUUCUCGAAAUGGAGCGUGACCGACUAAUGACCUCAUCACCCAAUAAGGCCGGUUUUCAACGGGAGGUCACCAACUUGCGAGCUGAGAUCACCACAUUGCGCCGACGAGCCGAAGAAGCCCUCGAACAGAAGUGGCAGGUAGAGAAGGGACUCGGUGGUCUUAAGAUGGAUCUCGACCGGUCAGAGCAGGAGAUCGCAUCCCUCCGAAGCCUGCUUGGCGAAAAGGACAUUCUCAUUCCGCCUGCGCUCGCACGCUCGAGCAGUGGAAGCGAUACCAAUGCCGCCCCUGUCACGUCGGACUCGUUGGCGGCUGCGUACCAGGAUCUUCAGGAAGCGUAUACAGAUUCCCUUGAGCGCAUCAAGAGGUUGGAAGCCGGUUCACAGGAUGAGUCAACCCAGCUCGCUAUGCAGAGGUUGGAAGACGCACUGUCCUGUGCCCUAUCGGAACGCGACUACGCUCGUGAUGAGGUCACGUCCUACAAAGAGCAACUGGACAUUCUCAAGGCUGGCGAGCAAGCCUACCUGGAAUCUGAAAGGGCAUUGGCGGACGAGCUGCGCGAAUCGGCUCGCCGUGUCGAAGAACUAGCCGUCCAGGUUCGCCAGCAGUUGGCCGCCAACCAGAACCUCCGCCAACGAAUUGCGGAUACGGUAGCUCGCGGCGAGGCCAACCAGAAGGCCAAUUCGGAGCAGAUCACCACAAUGCAGUCACGACUGCGGAUCCUGGAGGAGAAGCUGGAGGCAGCGCAAGCGGCAUCCGAGGACAGAGUCACUCGUCACGAGGAGGAGAUGUCGACGCUCAAGGAGAGCCACAACGCCCAGCUCACACGAAUGCGCGAAGGCCUGCGCUCGCCCCGGACAUUCCCACCAAAGUCGCCAUUGUCUCCUCUGUUCACCCAGGGUGGGCGCUCUCCACGCCUGAGUGCGACACGUUCCGGCCCUGCCAUGAACGUUUCAGAGGAAGCUCAAGUCGACAAUCUCAAAGCUCGCGUGGCGGAGCUCGAGAACGCGUUGACGGAUGCCGACUCAGAGAUGCAGCAGGUGGUUGGGCGCAUGAACACGGCGCAGAUCGAGGUCCUGGAGCUACAAGAAGAGCGUGAAGCAGCCGUUCGCCAGACCCGGAGACUGGAGAAGGAGCUUCAAGCCGAGAAGCUCCAAGCCUUUGAGGGUCGAUUCAAGUCUCUUCUGGCAUGA